GUUAGAGCAGUUGGGUGAUGUUAGGGCCACCGAGGAGUAGGAGAAUCCGCUCUGGACAUCAUCGCUCCCAGGGAUUACACUGAAUGAGUUUGCUAUAAACAGCUUGACUUACAUAACAGCUAGUAAUUCAGCUAGUACAACCACCGCUAGCAUAGCUAUAUUUGCAGAUCAGAGGACGUGCUUUGUAAUAUUUGACCUAGGAAUAGACCGUCACAGUUUAUUUGUUCCUUAUAGGUGCAAGUGCGGUCGUUGUUAGAAUAACUUAGAAGAGCUAAAAUUAAUUGCGCUCAUAAUGUCAGUGGUUGGCAUAGAUGUUGGUUUCCAAAAUUGUUACAUCGCCGUGGCAAGGAGCGGAGGAAUUGAAACCGUUGCCAAUGAAUACAGUGACAGAUGCACACCGGCUUGUGUGUCUUUGGCCUCCAAAAAUCGCAUUAUUGGAAAUGCAGGAAAGAGUCAGAUAAUAACAAAUUUCAAAAAUACAGUGCAUGGCUUCAAAAAGUUCCAAGGCAGAGCAUUUGAUGAUCCAUUUGUUCAAGCAGAAAAACCCAAACUGCCUUACAGCUUACAUAAGCUGCCCAAUGGAAACGCUGGAAUUAAGGUGCGUUAUUUGGAGGAGGAUAAAGUGUUCACAGUUGAGCAGAUCACUGGGAUGCUGCUCACCAAGCUGAAGGAGACAGCAGAGAGUGCCCUGAAGAAGCCAGUGGUGGACUGCGUCAUCUCUGUUCCCAGUUUUUUCACAGAUGCUGAAAGACGGUCGGUGUUUGAUGCAACUCAGAUCGCAGGGCUGAACUGUUUACGGCUAAUUAAUGAUACCACAGCUGUGGCGUUGGCUUAUGGGAUCUACAAACAAGACCUUCCUAAUCCAGAAGAAAAGCCAAGGAAUGUGGUAUUUGUGGACAUGGGACAUUCAUCAUUCCAGGUCUCCAUCACUGCUUUUAACAAAGGCAAACUCAAGGUUCUUGCCACAGCGUUUGACCCGUACCUUGGAGGGCGUAACUUUGACGAGGCACUCGUAGAUUACUUCUGCGAGGAGUUUAAGACCAAGUACAAGCUCAAUGUGAGGGACAAUCCAAGAGCUGUGCUGCGGCUGCACCAGGAGUGUGAAAAGCUGAAAAAGCUCAUGAGUGCCAACUCCUCUGAUUUGCCUCUGAACAUAGAGUGCUUCAUGAAUGACAUUGAUGUUACCAGCAGGAUGAACAGGGGACAAUUUGAAGACAUGUGUGCUCAAUAUCUGAUGAGGGUGGAGACACCUCUAAAAGCUGCCCUUGAACAAUCAAAAUUGAGUCAAAAUGACAUCUAUGCAGUGGAGAUAGUUGGAGGGGCUACAAGAAUCCCAGCUGUCAAAGAGAGGAUCACCAAGUUUUUCUCUAAAGACAUCAGCACCACACUCAAUGCAGACGAAGCUGUAGCAAGAGGCUGUGCUCUUCAGUGCGCAAUUUUAUCUCCGGCAUUCAAGGUGAGAGAAUUCUCCAUCACUGAUGUGGUUCCCUUUCCCAUUACUCUCCGCUGGAAGUCACCAGCAGAGGAUGGACUGGGAGAGUGCGAGGUAUUUAGUAAGAAUCAUGCUGCUCCUUUUUCCAAAGUGAUCACUUUCCACAAGAAGGAACCUUUUGAUCUUGAAGCCUUCUACAGUAGCCCUCAGGAGCUCCCCUACCCCGAUCACAGGAUAGGCUGCUUUUCAGUACAGAAUGUGGUUCCUCAGCCAGACGGAGACAGCUCUAAAGUCAAAGUCAAAGUGCGUGUCAAUGUUCAUGGCAUCUUCAGUGUGUCCAGUGCGUCACUGAUAGAGAAGCAGAAAGGAGAAGGAGAGGAAAUGCAAAUCGAGUCAGAGCCAAUGGUGCAGAAUGAAGGCAGAGCAGAGGAGCAGACCAAAAUGCAGGUGGACCAGGAAGGCCAAAGCCAGGGGGACCAGCAGAAUGAGGACAAUGGUUCUAGCAGUAAGUUCCAGGAGGGGGCAGCUGGGGAAAAGCAGGACCCAGCAGCAGCAGGAAGUAAACCCAAAGUCAAAGUGAAGAGUAUUGAUCUUCCCAUCAUUGCCAACAACAUACGGCAGCUUGACAGUGACAUCCUUACUAACUUUGUGGAGUAUGAGCGUCAGAUGAUAAGCCAGGACAAACUGGUAAAAGAGCUGAAUGAUGCUAAAAAUGCUGUGGAGGAGUAUGUGUAUGAUCUACGGGAAAAACUCUGUGGGGUUUAUCAAAAGUAUAUCACUGAGGAGGAUGGUAACCGGCUGACGCUGAUGCUGGAGGAUACAGAGAACUGGCUCUAUGAGGAUGGAGAAGACCAACCAAAACAGGUCUAUGAGGAGAAGCUAGAUGCACUCAAGAGGUUGGGUCAUCCCAUUCAGGAGCGACACAGGGAAAAUGAAGACAGGCCAAGAGCUUUCGAAGAGUUGGGAAAGAAACUUCAGCUCUACAUGAAAUUUGUAGAUUCCUAUAGACAGAAGGACGAGCGUUUCAUACAUUUAACUCCAGAGGAAAUGGGCACUGUGGAAAAGUGUGUGAAUGAAAGCAUGGGCUGGAUGAACAACAGGAUGAAUGCCCAGAGCAAACUUGCAGCAACUCAAGAUCCCAUUGUUAAAGUAGCAGACAUCAUCGCCAAAAUCCAGGAGCUGGAGGAUGUUUGUAAUCCAGUGAUCAACAGGCCAAAGCCCACAGUGGAAGAAGGCCCUGAAGUGAAUGAUCAAAACAGCGGUGCUUAUAAUGGCCCGACAGCUAAGCAAGGAGCGGAAGGAAAGGGAGACGCAAAAGGAAGCCAGCAGACAAAGCCUGGCACAAAAGAGAUGGAGGUGGACUGAGAUUGGCACCUGACAACCAAGCUCUUAAAACAUCUCUGCGUUUACCAUCAUACACUAUUUAGGCAGUAGAAACAUGAAUUCCUGGGACCAUUUCUCAAUUCUCACCAGCCACUAAAAUGGAUUUGUUUUGUGUUCUUUCCCAGUGGAUUUUACCUUUUAUUUCUACCCUUUCAUCCUUAUGUGUGACAGUGCUGUGCUUUACUCUCUCGGAGGUUUGACAUACUUAAAUAAAAGAAUGCUGCAAUUGAUUAAAUUCUGA
Messenger RNA from Melanotaenia boesemani (Boeseman's rainbowfish), 3056 nucleotides. RefSeq names its product heat shock protein 4 like (gene hspa4l). Gene Ontology annotation, biological process: protein folding. The record is from RefSeq and is a predicted model, not a curated record. Gene Ontology annotation, molecular function: ATP-dependent protein folding chaperone; ATP binding. The coding region runs from base 293 to 2797 and encodes 834 amino acids. Gene Ontology annotation, cellular component: cytosol; nucleus. The transcript is spliced from 19 exons. Lineage: Eukaryota; Metazoa; Chordata; Actinopteri; Atheriniformes; Melanotaeniidae.